AGUAUUCUCAUUGCUCUCAAGUUUAAAGCAUCUGCGCCUAAUAUUUAUUUAUUUACGUUGAGAUGUUGUUGAAGACUUCAUUGUUCCUUAUUACACUUUUGGGAGUCGUUAGCGGGAGGUCGCUUGUGACUACCAACUUGGAUCUUUUGCAGACACCUCCACUCAAUAACGAGCCGAUUAUCGGUGUUUUAUCUCAAGAGAUCUCUUAUUACCUUGAUGGAAAAUAUCCCGGACUGUACGAAAGCUACAUCGCCGCAUCGUACGUGAAGUUUGUCGAAGGUGGUGGAGCCCGAGUAGUUCCAAUUUGGAUCGGAAAACCACGCGAUUAUUAUGAAAGCAUCAUGUCGAAACUCAAUGGAGUGCUUUUGCCUGGGGGAGCAACGUGGUUUAAUCAGUCUAAUGGAUACGCUGAUGCUGGUCGACAUAUUUACGGUAUCGCGUUAGAAAUGAAUGAACGUGGAGAUUACUUCCCAGUUUGGGGAACAUGUCUCGGCUUUGAACUUCUCACGUAUCUUGCCGCCGAUGGAAACGAACAUCGAGCUCAUUGCUCGUCAAGUAAUCAAGCAUUGCCGCUUGUGUUCAAAGAUGAUUUCAAAACAAGUCGAAUGUUUAUGAAUGCUCCGGAAACGGUUGUAAAAAUCCUUGAGAACGAACCAGUUACAGCAAACUUUCAUCAAUAUUGCGUCACUGAGAAGAACUUAACAGACUAUAACCUCGAUAAGGAAUGGCGUGUUAUGUCGACGAAUAGUGAUUGGAAUGACUUUGAGUUCAUUUCGACUAUUGAGCAUCGUUUUUAUCCAUUUUAUGGCGUUCAGUUUCAUCCGGAAAAAAAUCUUUACGAGUGGGUUCGAAACAAGAAUAUUUCGCACACAAGUCAUGCGAUUUUUGUUUCUCAAUACUUUGCUGAGUUCUUCGUAAAUGAAGCGAGAAAGAGUUUACAUCACUUUGAAGAUUCAAAGACCGAAGACCAAUAUGUGAUAUAUAACUUCCCGCCCACAUUCACUGGAUCUAAAGGAUCUUCCUUUGAACAAUCUUACAUGUUUCCAGUUGAAAUUGCUUAUAAUGUUGAAUUGAAUGAAGAUAAUUCAGCUAUCAAUGGUAUUACUUCUCUUGUCGGUGAUUUUAUUGAGUUUUGAGUUGCUGUUUGCUCGACACUUCUAAUGACUUGGCAGAACAAAUAAAUGAGUUUCGACAAGCAAUUAAAUUUAAUCUUAUCGCAAUAGACAAAAAUACAAUUUUCGAGUCUACUGAUCGCUUUUUUAUCUUAUCUAAAAUAAAUUAUAAACCGUU
Molecule: messenger RNA, 1290 nt
Organism: Clunio marinus
Lineage: Eukaryota; Metazoa; Arthropoda; Insecta; Diptera; Chironomidae
Source: the annotation of a GenBank genome assembly